UGCCCCUCCAAAAUUUUCCAACAUGGACAUUCUCGAGUUCAAGUUCACAUUAUUUUCAGCCAAACGCUGCCGACAACCUUGGGACUUCCGCCAUGUCUUCGGAUCUACAUGCGCCACCUGUUCUUUCGACGCCGGCUGAAUACACCUUCGAAGACCCGACACCCUCCGCCGCUCUUAGCAAAGAAAAUCGACCAGUCAGGUCCGACGAUGAACUAUGCGCCGUCUACGAGAUUGCCCGCACCGCGGCAGAAAUUGUGAAGGAAAAUUGGUCGCGAGUCGCCCUACAGUUCCCAGAUGCUAUGCUAGCCGACGCGCCUUGGGUGGUGGAAGCGUUACAGAGAGAACUCCGAAAACUUGAAGAUUCCGUCCUUGACUCGAUCACUGGGAAAAUAGAACAGAGCGCAAGCACUCCCGAAGAUGCGCAACAAAAUCAAAAGAAAAAGAGGCGGCUAUACAUACUUGCAGAUACCUCGUAUAGCGCAUGCUGUGUCGACGAGAUUGCCGCAGAGCAUGCCGACGCCGACGCCGUUGUCCACUACGGUAGAGCUUGUUUAAGCCCGACGGCAAGGUUACCAGUGUUGCAUAUCUUCACCAGGCAAGAAUUAGACCACAAUGCUGUCGCCGAUAGCUUCGCGCAGGAGUUCACAGAUAAGGAAACCAAGGCCAUCAUCAUGGCCGAUGUCAUGUUUCAAGAACAUGUAGCGCCAGUAUGCGCCCUGCUCAAUGCCAGAGGUUAUAAGCACAUCUUCGCAACAGAAAUCAUACGCGACCCCUCGAGCACAAUACCGAAUCGCAGUGUACAGUCUCUUGACCCUAUAACCGCAGAUAAGCACGACUAUGAUCUUAACGAAUACCAUCUUUUCCACAUCUCGACGCCUCCGACUUCGUUGCUCCUUACGCUAUCUUCCCGCCUCGCCUCUCUCCGCAUAUAUCCCACACCAUCUUCUCCUUACACGACGACUACGUCAGUGCAAGACCCAAGCGCCACAUCAUCAAUGCUCCGCCGGCGGUACGCGCUCGUACUGCGACUUGCGACAGCUUCUAUUAUUGGGAUAUUAGUGAACACACUGUCAGUGAAAAACUACAUGUCCACAAUUAGCACAUUACGGGAGCAGAUCGCUGCGGCAGGCAAAAAGAGCUAUACCAUCGUUGUCGGCAAGUUGAACGCCGCCAAACUAGCAAACUUUUCCGAGAUAGACGGCUGGGUGGUUGUAGGAUGCUGGGAGAGCGGACUCGUAGAUCAGGACGGACUAUUCAAGCCCGUCAUCACACCUUUCGAAUUAGGCUUGGCUAUGCAAAGCGACGAGACUAGGAUUUGGACCGGAGAAUGGUGGGGAGGUAUCGAGGGUGUGAAAAGUGAGCCCGAUGCAGGAACGGAUUCAACAAAAACUCAACAAACAACCGAGGCAGAGGUUUCAGAAGAUAUUGAGGGAGGGAUUGAUGACGAAGAGUCGGAGCCCCCUGUUUUUGACCUGCGGACCGGCAAGCUCGUCAGCAACUCACGUCCCAUGCGCGUCGCUAUUCGGAGUGCGCCUUCGACGACAAACGGCUCGCAUUCAAAUGGCGGUGUUAUCACCACGCCUCAAACAACAGGUUCUGCCAUGGUGAAGAGGGGCACUGGGGAGAUAGCCCUCGUCAAUGGCGUUGCGAGCCCUGGCGCAGAAUAUCUACGAUCGAAGCGAACAUGGCAGGGCCUAGGUAGUGAUUUCAACCCCGGCGAGGACGAAGACAGCACCGUUAUCGAGGAAGGACGCAGCGGCGUUGCAAGGGGGUAUACAGUAGGGGAAGAACAGGGCAGAAGCUGAGACACGAUUACAGAUCGGUCAAACAUUGCUUAAAAAAAACAAGUGAUUCCCUAUAUCAGGGGAUGCGGCUUCGAACUCCCUAUACAAAUCAGGACAUGUGUAGCUUUACAUGGCCGAUUAGUGAGAGCGAUGAGCGAGCCAACUGGCGAGGAGUCAAGUCCAACUCUAGCCACAGCCUGAGGAGUAUCAAGGCCAAGACUCAUUUCGGGCUACCUAGGUCUAAUAUCAAUCUGAAUUCAGCGCGACUGAUGAGUGCUAUAUAAGACCUAGCUAUCGGCGACGUUGGACAUGUGGCAUGAGAUACCGAUCAAAGCAAACCCAUAGAUCCCACACGGGCAGAGUCCACUUUACUUGUUCAUACUCGCGUGGAAUAGGCCGGGGUUAUGUUUCAAGGAAGUGAACUCGGCUGGAUUGAACGGCGUAUAUGCUAAGACAUGUGUUGCAUGGCAUAGGUGUCUAAUCUAGGUAGUUGAGAUAAUGUAUGUGUGUAUGUAGUAUAUUGAGAUCUAGAUAGACGCAACGUGAUCUCGUACAGGAUCUUAUUCUUCGCGCAUCCAAAUUGGA
Xylaria bambusicola is the source of this 2369-nucleotide messenger RNA. Its product is annotated as putative diphthamide synthesis protein-domain-containing protein. Bases 93 to 1805 code for a protein of 570 amino acids. NCBI's taxonomy places the organism in Eukaryota, Fungi, Ascomycota, Sordariomycetes, Xylariales, Xylariaceae. Gene Ontology annotation, molecular function: 2-(3-amino-3-carboxypropyl)histidine synthase activity. The transcript has a single exon. Gene Ontology annotation, biological process: protein histidyl modification to diphthamide. The record is from RefSeq and is a predicted model, not a curated record.